CGUCGAGUACGUCCGGGACGUUAUUUAAUUUUUUUUUCUUUUUCAUCUAUUUUCGAAUAAGAAGCAUAUUGUAUAUACAUAUAUUAUAUAUAUAUAUAUGGUAUACGGUCUGUUUGUAUAAUAUAUAUAAAACAUUUCGUAACACAAUAUAGAAAGAAACUAUGCGGCGGUGGGCGUGCGCGGGGUUAUAUGUGCACACAGUGUUUUAUGCUGAUGGAAAAGGGCAGCAAUUUUAUUCUGUUUGUUGAUAUUUAUUUAGAAGACGCGCUCUGUGUAUAUCCGUUAGGGAAACAAGAACCUAUUCGUGGUUUGUUUUUUCGGUUUUUUUUUCUUCCUCUUAGCUUAUGAUACAGUAAAAAUAUUUGUAAACAAAUAAAACCGCGGCGGCGUUACAUUGCGAUUGUUGUGCGUUCGCUUCAGCAAUGGAAACAUAAUAUUACGGCUUAUUUUUCUUCUUCUACUUGCAUGCGUAUAUUUUUGAAAAUGUUGCCACCGCUUUCGAUCCGAUUAUUUUGGUCUGUGGCUUAGGGAUAAAUGGGUGGAGAAAUUCCCUAAAUUCAAUAAUAGACACACUGGGAAAUGCAAUAUGUAUGCUCAUGCAAUAUUUAUAAGUGAUAACUAACAAGAUUGAAGUCGGAUAAAAACCAUACAGCGGUUGCAACAAAUAUUUUUCUUUCGACAAAACUGAAUUGUUCGCUUAGCUGUGAUCAUUCCCUCGAUUAAUUACUUAGUAUAUAAACGACGCAAUUAGUGAACGAUCAAGGGAUCUCCGUCAUGAUAGAUAUCGUCACCAUCACUCCAGUAGUGUCCCUUAUCAUUCAUCCGCAGUAUAGUAAUGUAUUUUACAUUUAACGAAUAAAAAUAUUUUCGAUUGUCUUUGAUUUAAAUAUAAAAAAGAUGAAAAUUAUGAAUUUGUUUUGAAAAACAAAUAAAUAAUAAUGUAUACCUGCAUUUAUUUGUUUAGAAUUGAGUAUAAACGAAUAAUUAUUAUUCCACCAUUAUUGAAACAUGCGAAUUCCAGACAAUAAAAAAACCCGAAACAGACAUUCUUUUCAUCUUAAAACGGCUAUGGGAAAAAAAAAAUGUUAAUUAAUUAAAUUAUUUAUAACGAAAUCGUUAUAAAUUUGAUCAGUACCCGUCGGUCCUAAAAGUUCUAGCGUUCAGAUUUGAAAGCCGAAUGUUCUAUUAUAUUUUAAUUAUCGCUCGGUAUAAAAAUGAAACUUUCACAGUCCGGGUUUUUUUGUAAAGCGUCUGUAAUGAAACCUUAAUCCGUCUUUAUAAUAAUAAUUGUGACUUAACGAAAAAAAAUAAAAUUAAAAAGAAAUAUAUCUUCCGGCACUUUUACCCGGAACCGUUUGAAUAAAUAAUACGAUUGAAAAUUCGCUCAUAAUUCUCUUUUAGUUGGUCAUCUCACUCGUCUACAGUGAAAAGUGUACGUUCCAAUCGAGUUAGGUUACUAUUGAUUACAUUAUGGUAAUAAUAAUAAUAUAGUUGCGAUAAAAAUUGUCUCUGUUUUAUUUCGCCAAAUCGAAUCCAACUUGAGUGGAAAGAUGACCGUAGACGAUACGAUAGAUAUCCAUUCGUAAGGCCCAUUGUCCGAUGCGAAAACGAAGAUGCAUAUUUCACUCGUUUCUCUUUUGAUCUGUUUAAACUAAUACAAUUAUUUAUGAUCGAAUUUUCACAACGUUAGUGUAACGUCUGGUUUCUCCACACAUAUCGGAUGGUCUUGCGAUAAUCUAUUACGGGGUUUCUAGGAAAACGGAAAAAUAUGAAAUAUCUCUCAAAGAAGUAUAAAAAAACUGUAUUUACAAUUUGUUUUUAUUGAAAACAUAAACUACAUUAUAUGCCAUUAAGAGUACAAAGGUUAAAAAUAUCAUGCCUUGAAAUCGAUGUCCAUAAAAUAGUGCCCGUUCGUACGUAUACACUAAUCUCACCUAACUAUUUUUGUAAUACAUCAUAAUUCCAGGGCCAUCAUCAUUCACGCAACGUGUGAACCUUAAUUUUUGGUUAAAUACUAUGACCUAUGGUAUUAACCGACCCAAAAUGGCUCAAAAUUACAAAAUGUCAGUUCACUGUGUUGACAAUGAUACCACGGUCCACCCAUAACCUGGGUUAUAGUACUACCAACGCUGCAUUCAAAUUUUUUCGUUUUCCCGGAACACCGCAUGUACAAUAGUAUUGUUAAUGAUUCUGUCUCUACGAAUAUAACCGAACACAUUGACAUUGUCUAUAUUUUAUGAUGUACAUUUUUGUAUUAGUGUAAACAAUAGGUAGUUGUGCUGGCUAUGGAUGAUUUAAAACAUAGUAUAAUGUAUACAUUUAUAAUUGCUGUUCGGUGGUAGUCCUAUUGUUUGGUGAUUAUAAUUACUAGAUAUGUAACGAGUAACCAGUCAAAAAAACACGACCGACGGACCUGCCAAAUAAUGGACAUUAUUCAGUCGAUCACGAUUUUGAUGACAAUUUCGUUGUGUUCAUGUUGGAACUUGGAACUCAUUUCCAGUUGAGAAACAUAUUAUAGGUGGCCAAAUUUUGAGCAGACGUGCAGCUAAAUUAAAAUACUGCAAAAAUUGGUAAGGUAGACUCUAUGACGGCGAUGGACUUGUUGUUCCUCGACAGGUGAAAAACAAUUAAUCACCGUCGUGUAUGUUUUCUAACCUGGAUUGACUAAAAAGAUUACUGUUCUACUCGGUCAAAAUAAUGGAAUACGGACAUCCGGCCGAAUCCAAACGGCCGACGGCUAUAUAGGCCGACAGUCAGAUAGCCGAAACUAUUUUAGCCGACAAGGUCAAAAGGCCGACACUACGAAAAGCCGACACUAAAAUAAAUUAAGUAUAAGCUAUACAUUUUCAAUUCGAUAACGUAGUGUUGUCUUUUGUUGUAAUAAUGUUAUCGAUAACUUAUCGAAAUUUAACGAUACCUAAUACCUAUAGCCUGUAAUCUACAGUGGGUAUUGCUAUUGCAUGUUCAUAAAUACUGUUUCAGUUGAUUCGUAACCACGCCGCGUCUUUGCAUUCAUUUUUGUGUCGUUGUUUAAUUUAAUUUAUGUAUUUGCAUUAAAUAAUUAUGGAAUAUAAAAUUGAAAUUUUUGGUACAAAAUUAUUAAUUGACAAUUUUAUCAUGAUUAAAAACAAAAACCGUAACAAUAAAUAUUAUUGGGAAUGUGAAAAGAGGAAACAUACUAAACGGCAUAAUAGUAAUAAUGAAUAUUGUAAUGCAAGAGCAGUAACAAUUCUUGUUGAUGGUAAUCAUAUUGUUAAAGAUAAUUCUUUUUUAAAUCACAACCAUGGGCCUGACCCAUGCCGAUUGUUGGUAAAGAAAAACAUAAAAUAUAUUGUUUCAAAAGCUCUGUCUUCGAGAGAUAAACCUUCGCAAAUAAUACAGGAAGCAACGAGUCGCAUCCCCGUCAAUUCUCAGCCAUACAUGCCAUCAGUUGAAGCAACGCGAAAAAUUAUUUCACGGUGUAGAAAACAUCAGAAUCCACCAGAACCAACAAGUCUUUCACAAAUAGAUAUUCCUCUUAACUUAUGUAAGUCUUUUAAUGGUCAAACAUUUUUACUAAAAGAAAGUACUAUUGAGAGUCACAAAAUAUAUAUUUUUUCUACUAAAGAUGAAAUAUCAAAACUUGUCAAUGCCAAUUAUUGGGUUAUGGAUGGUACAUUUAAAACUGUGCCAAGUAUAUUUUUACAAAUGUACACCAUACAUGCACCUGUUGGUGGAAAUAAUUCUAGAAUUUUGCCAUUAGUAUAUGUUUUAAUGACCAGUAAACAACAAUGUUGUUACGAACGUUUAUUCGAAGACCUAAUAUCAAUUUGUGAUGAUUUCGGUUUCGAUGUUUCACCAAAAUGUAUUAUAACAGAUUUCGAAAAAGCUGCAAUUAAUGCAGCUAAUAAAGUAUUUCCAGAAUGCCAACAAAAAGGGUGUUUUUUUCAUUUAGGCCAAAAUAUUUGGCGAAAAAUCCAGUCUAGUGGAUUGGCUACUAAAUAUGGAGAAAAUGAAGAAUUUAGUUUACAACUUCGAUGUAUGUGGUCACUUGCAUUUUUACACCCAUCAGAUAUACCUAAUGCUUUUGAUCAAUUGAAAGAUUCAUUACCCUAUGACAUUCAAAAUUACUUUGAAGAAAAUUACGUGCAUGGAAAAGUACGAAGGAAAUUUAGAAAUGGAAUAGUAUCUCGAUAUGAGCCAUUGUUUCCACCAUCAUUUUGGUCAAUACAUUUCAAUCAUGAAAACAAUAUUCCAAGGACACAAAACAAAGUCGAAGCAUGGCACAAAAGAUGGAAAGUAUUAGUAGGAGCUGAUCACGUUGGGGUGUAUCGUAUAAUUGAGGAAAUGAGAAAAGAGCAACAACACGUUGUGGGGCAAAUUCAAAUUAUUUUAUCCGGACAAGCAAGGCCAAAACAAAGUUCAAAGUACGUAAAACGUCAAAACCAAAUUCAAACUAUUCUAAAUGAUAAAGAAAACAGAACAACCCUCGAGACAAUAAGAGGUAUUGCAUACAAUUUGCACUAUUAAUUUUUAUUUAUUAACAUUUAACUAUAUAACAUAAUUAUCAAUUAUAAUUUUAUAAACUAUUAGUAUUUUUUAUUUUUUAUGUAUAAAUAUCAAAUUUUUUAAUUUUUAAAACAUAUUAGGAAUAUAAAAUGUACUCAAUAAUAAUUUAUUAGUAUUUUUUAUUUUUAUGUAUAAAUAUCAAAUUUUUUAAUUUUUAAAACAUAUUAGGAAUAUAAAAUGUACUUAUAAUUAUUAACAAUACACUAAAUUUUAUUUUUAAGAAUAAGUAUCACCUAUAUAUAUAUAUCUGUGUGUGUGCAUAAUUUACCUAUCUCAACAUAAAAUUACUUAAUCGGCCAUUUAAUAUGUCGGCCUAAUGCGUGUCGGCCUAUAAAUUUGUCGGCCAUUUAGUAUGUCGGCCUAUUGCGUGUCAGCCAAAUGUCUGUCGACCAAAUGUCUGUCGGCCGAUUGUA
This is a messenger RNA of Metopolophium dirhodum (rose-grain aphid), 4961 nucleotides long. RefSeq lists its product as uncharacterized. The transcript has 2 exons. Lineage: Eukaryota; Metazoa; Arthropoda; Insecta; Hemiptera; Aphididae. The record is from RefSeq and is a predicted model, not a curated record. The coding region runs from base 3064 to 4509 and encodes 481 amino acids.